Cooperia oncophora is the source of this 573-nucleotide messenger RNA. NCBI's taxonomy places the organism in Eukaryota, Metazoa, Nematoda, Chromadorea, Rhabditida, Trichostrongylidae. The record is from the annotation of a GenBank genome assembly.
AUGGAAAAGAAAACUCGUCGCGGGUACAAGAGAGUAUUCGAGCACCUGAAGAGGAAGUCUGCUAGGCGCAUAGUGCUUGAUUUCGAAAAAGCUGCCAUCCAUGCGGCCAAUAAGGUAUUCCCAAAUGCGACUGUUGAAGGAUGUGCCUUCCACCUGGCGCAAGCGUGGAACCGCAAAAGAAACCAUUUGGGGCUCCAGAAGUACCUGAAAGGCGCAGAAAAGGAUGAACGCGUGGUCAACUGGUGGGAAACGCUAAAAGGAAUGGUAUUCCUCCCGCAAGAUCUGUGGCCUGAAGUACGAGCACUACGCGGUAAACCAGUGCCGAGUGGCGACUUGCAUGACAGAUGCCAAGAUUUCCUUAAUUAUUUGGAAACCACCUGGCUGAGUGGGCCGUUCAAAGAUCUGUGGUGCAAGUGGAGAGUUGAGGAGCUGAGGACGACUAAUCUUGCCGAAGCCUUUCACAGGAGAAUACAGGUCUUGGCAUCGGUUGACCACCCACCGCUAAGCGUUCUGAUCGAUGUUUUGAGAAAGCUUAACUAUGAAGCCAUGGCCGCCCUCACACGUCUUAAGGAA